This is a messenger RNA of Durio zibethinus, 2381 nucleotides long. The record is from RefSeq and is a predicted model, not a curated record. Lineage: Eukaryota; Viridiplantae; Streptophyta; Magnoliopsida; Malvales; Malvaceae.
GAGUUCAUUUGUUUCAUCGUAAAACUAAAAGGGUGUGAAGAUGAUGCAUUUAAUGACUUCGAUGACUCCCAUCUUUCCAUCGUCAGCAUCACGGGACAAGACUUUUCUGCUCCCCGUAUUAGACGCUAAAGCAAAAUCGCUGUCUGCUGUUUUUUGUCUCUCAUUCUCAAAGCACCCGUUCACACUUGAGGAGCUUCUCCUUAAAUAAUUGGAUUUUGAAUAGAAUUAGUAGGUUUUUAUUCUUGUGUUUUUUUUUUCUUUUUAAUAAAUAUUGGUUGGUCAGAUGACUUGUCAUCCCAACUGCUGAGCUUCCGUGUACAGACUUCUUAUAUAUAAUUGAACACCGUUCUUCCAAAAUACCAAGCAUUUUGAGGUCUUUGGGGGGCAUUGGACUAAUGGGUUGCUCUUAAAAUCCAUAAAUUUGGAAGCUUUUUAAAGUUUAGUAGCCAAAUUUCUGCCUUUCCAACCAAGAAAAUUGAAGGAUUUGUUGGUAGUCGUUGUUUUGGUUCAUCAUACCUUUGUAUCUCUUUCUAUCAUCUGGAUCUGCACUUUGAGGGCUAUGAAGUGUUUUAUAUUCCCCAGUUGGGAUAAAAAAGAUGAACCAAAGACCCCCAAAUCUGUUUCAUCUCGGUCUAUGAAUUCUACAUUCACUGAUCGUGAAGUAGGGCGGUCUGGGUCUGAAUUAAAUUCCCAGAAUGACUCAGGCAUUAGUACUGAGUCUAUGGGGAGGUCCUCUUUUCCUAGCAUGUCCCAAAGACCUAGCAAUCUAAGAGUAUUCACGGUUUCUGAGCUUAAGUCUGCCACCAAGAAUUUUGGCCGCUCUGUCAUGGUUGGAGAGGGUGGAUUUGGUUGUGUUUACAAGGGGUUUAUCAAGAAUCCUGAUGAUUCAUCUCAAAAGAUUGAAGUAGCAGUGAAACAGCUUGGUAAAAGGGGGUUACAGGGGCACAAGGAGUGGGUGACAGAAGUAAACGUCCUUGGUGUGGUUGAGCAUCCAAAUCUAGUAAAGCUAGUGGGCUACUGUGCUGAAGAUGAUGAAAGAGGAAUCCAAAGGCUUUUGAUAUACGAGUAUAUGGCCAAUAGAAGUGUGGAAAACCAUUUAUCUAUCCGGUCAGAGACAACCCUUUCCUGGGAAUUGAGAUUGAAAGUAGCUCAAGAUGCUGCUCGUGGGUUAGCAUACCUACACGAAGGAAUGGAUUUCCAGAUAGUCUUCAGGGAUUUCAAGUCUUCUAACAUCCUUUUGGAUGAGCAAUGGAAUGCAAAGCUGUCAGACUUUGGAUUAGCCAGGUUGGGCCCUUCGGAAGGAUUCACUCAUGUCUCAACAGCGGUUGUUGGAACAAUGGGAUAUGCCGCUCCUGAAUACAUCCAGACUGGACGUCUCACAUCCAAGAUUGAUGUGUGGAGCUAUGGAGUCUUCCUCUAUGAACUCAUUACUGGUAGGCGCCCUGUAGACAAAAACCGCCCCAAGAAUGAGCAAAAGCUUUUGGAAUGGGUAAAGGCAUACCUCUCUGAUGUGAAGAAAUUCCAGUUGAUAUUGGACCCUAGACUGAAAGGGAAAUACCAACUCAAGUCUGCCCAAAAGCUUGCAGUUGUGGCGAACCGAUGCUUAGUCAGAAAUCCAAAGUCACGCCCUAAGAUGAGUGAGGUGUUAGAAAUGGUGAACCGGAUUGUGGAUGCAUCAUCCAGAUCCGGAAGUCCUGAGCCACCAUUGAAGACUUUGCCAUCUAUGAAAACCUCCAGGGAAACAGAAAGAAAACACAGAAGAAGGAUCACAGAUUUCAGAAGUGCUGAAAAAGUUUGUUCGGCUGUUGACUCCAAAGCUUGUAAGAACAUGUUAACAGCCGGUAACUUCAAGCUCAAGGUUUAAGCGAACCACGCCUGCAGCAUUUUCAGUUGUUUAAAUUUAACCUUAAAAAACCUCAUAGAAUUUCAAAGGGUUUUAGCAUGAAAGUUGACUGAGCAAUGCAAUCAAAGUUCCUAUAGAAUUAUGCAAUCAAAGAUGUAUAAAGCUGCUCUAUAACCAUAGAUGUGAAGAAGCUUUCAGAUACUGCAACUUCUUAUGGGAAAGGAAACCAUUUAACAUCCUCAUUUUGGUAUAAGAGGCUAGCAAAGUUGCUCAGAAGAAGAUGCUUAAAACAAGUAGGAUUUGGGUGUCGAGCUUGUUUUCUUGGAAACCUUGAUAGCAUACGAACAACUGUACCAAAGUCCUAUAUUUAUUGUUGUAUUACGUCAUAUAUGCUCAGUUUAGGCUUGAUUUAGCGACUGGUACAUAAUAUUAUGUUUAAUAAUAGAAUAAAUAAAAAUAUACUUUAUAGUUUUCAUAUUUGGAUUUUGGUUUUCAUGUCUUUGUUGAGACUCUGACAAGAAUCAAUAGUUCCUUCUCA